Molecule: messenger RNA, 2921 nt
Organism: Dicentrarchus labrax (European seabass)
Lineage: Eukaryota; Metazoa; Chordata; Actinopteri; Moronidae
Exons: 4
Coding region: 1705-2694 (329 amino acids)
Source: RefSeq, a predicted model, not a curated record
CCCCAGGCCAGACUCUGCAUGAACGCAGGCUGACAGCAGUCCUCGGGAGCCAUGGCAUUCACCGUCCUCUGGGGGCAGCGCCUGUGGGGGGAAGUAGGAGGUGAGUGGUAGUCUGGGACUGGGGUGUUGUCCAGAGGCUGUGGAGAGAUGUGGUUAGGCUGAGGAAAAGAGGGCUCCGUGUUAGGCAGGUGAGGAGGGAGGGAAAAAGAAAAAUCCUCAUCUGAAUCACAAUAUUUCAGGGGGGAGGAAGGGUUAGAAAGAGUGGCUGUGGUGAAGAGCAGAUCAUGUGCAAAUGUAAUUGUGUCUGGAUCGAUUCUGUUGCCGUAGCGUCUAAGAGCCCAUUGUGUGGCUACUGUAAACGCCAACUCGUUGCCAGGGGUGUUAAGGAGAUGUGUGAUUAUGUCUUUGUAAUGUGCUAAUAAAAUGUGCAUGUUUUGCCAUAACCAAGUGAGUGUGUUUUCUUUGAGUGUGUCUGUUGUGUUUUGUGAUGGAGAGGAUGGUUUUAUGAAGCUGGCCAGUUGGAGUGUUUUGCGUAACAUCCCUUUAGGAAUUUCGCCCUCCUCAAAAGCCUGCUGUAUGUUGUUGUGAUGAUGUGUGGCUUGUAUAAGUUUUAAGUGAUGUUUAGCUGCAAAACGGGUGGAUGUGUCCAGUGCCUGUUUAAUUGGUGUGUGUGUGUUCGUAUGUGCGGUGUUGUUUGUGCCGUGUGUGCUGCUGUGUCUGCUUUCCGGUCCGCUCUGUGUGUGGGGAGAAAAAGAAAAAGAGAGAGAGGGAGGGGUCCUGUAAGUUGCAGCCGCGGGUCUGCCUGCUCCCCCCCGACCCCGCUCGUGUCGGGGUCCGCUGCCCUCCGCCCUGUGUGCACCCGUGUGUGUGUGUGACCCACCUGCGUCCAUCUCGCUGCAUGCGGUUGUUGCGGUUUCUGCGUCAUGUCGUUCCGUGUUUCCGGGUUCUCUGUGGAGUAGACUGGGUGGAAAAAGUCUUAUUUCUUUUUAAUCCAACAGAGGAGGAAGCCGACAGUUGCGGGAGAGGAGGAUGAAGCGCUCAGGUAGGCAAGGUGUUCACACCGGGUGCUAUUAAAACGUAACUUUUAAUGAUUUAAAUUUAAAAAACCAACGAGGGUCCUGGUUCCGAAUAAUAAAGAGACUAAUUAAAAAGUUUAAGGAGCGGCAGCGGCUCCGCUGACAGAGCAGGAUCCCCUGACGUUUCGUGCCUCGCCGGCACUUCUUCAGAGGGGAAAUGAAAGGGGGAAAGGGUUAGGGUUAGGGUUAGGGUUAGGGUUACCUGCUGGAGGGCCUGGUGCGGUGGAACGAGAAUCGAGGCAGGGCGGCAGUUGAGGGAGGACAGAGGUCGGCGCUGCGUUGCUACAGUGCCCAGCUGCAGCACAGCUUCGACCAGCUGACCCAAGAGCUUCUUGGGCUCACGCUGGUCGACACUUACACCGUGCCCAGGGAGUACACAGGUAAGUCAUAAAUCUGUCUGAGGUAACGGUAACGUUUAACACCUGUCUUAGGUGUCUGUCAUUUAACAUCUCCUGACACUCCAGGGACUGAUGAGGAGGAAGCGGGGGGGGGCAGUGAUGAAGGGUUCGAGGAGGAGGAGGAGGAGGAGGAGGAGGAGGAAGAGGAGCCAGAGGAGAUUCGUCUCCUCGAACACCACAGCGCUCUCCUUCAGUCCUCAAACCUCACCCGCCCCCCCCGCUUGGACCUAAUGGAGGUGCAGCAGGCUGAGGAGGAGGACGUUAUCGGGCCAGACGGUCGAGGCAGCUACCAGCACGUCGUGGCCCUGGCCCAGGCCCUCGUGGAACUGCGCCACCGCCGCUACGUCACUCCCAGGCAAGCCAGAGAGGUCACCGCUCUCUGGCUGAAAUUGAGUGACUGGGACAAGGCGGCGGUCACAUUCCCCCCCCGUCACCAGGACCGGCUCGUCCAGGGCCGAUUCAGGACCACCCAGCGGCACGCUCACACACCAGGGGUGGAUAGUGUGAAGCGUGCGGUCCUGGGCAAGGGGGCGGGAGCGGCGCAGUCUCCCGAUGUGUCGAGGCUUGUGGAGGCUGUCCUGCUGGACCUCAGCAUCCUCCACUGCAGUGAGGGGAGGACGAUUGCCGGGGUCCGCAUUCAUCGCUGGAGUGCCGUCAUGAGGGACUAUCAAACAAUUCGAGAGAAUGUUUAUAGUUGUGCAGCCCUCAUGCAGGCACCCGCAUCCAGCUGUAUGAGGCACACCAAGAGGAGCAAGGCGAUGAUGAGGGACACCAUCGCCAUUGCAGUCCCGGGGCCCAGCGCUUCCCAGACUGCAGCGGAGCCCCUGCCUGCCCCACGGACUGUGCUGCAGCAGCCUGAGCAGCCAGACCAGCCCCUCCAGCACCGCCUGCCUGCGGACGCUUCUGGUCUGGCUGCCACCAUCAGAGGGCCGCUGGCCCCGGAGCUAUACGACCUCAUCGUCGCCAGCUCCUCAACUGCCACCACCUCCUCCUCCUCCUCCUCCUCAGCCACCCCACAAGCCUCCACCAGUGUCAGCGCGGACGCCGUCCGUCCACCAGUGCCAGCGCAGACGCCGUCCCGUCCGCCAGCGCAGAGGCAGGUGUCACCCCCUCCACAGCCACAGCUGCCACUGCUCCACCAGUGCCUAGAAACACUGCCUGGAGGCGCAAGCUCCAGGAGGAGAAAGAGCGUCGUGCCCGGGAGCUGGGAGAAUAUAUGAAACCAGCAAAGAAGGUCUCCCACUUCAACUGCAGGCACUGUGGCCAACCAAAGACGCGGGCGUUUGGCCACAGCCGCUACAAGACGGAGACCUUCUGCUCCCGGGCCGACGGGAAAGGGAGAACUGUGGAGCAGUGGCUGGCAGAGGUGAAGGGGCGUGAUGGUGCAGCCCCCCCUCCCUGAGCGAACACUUUGUGUGUGUGUGUGUGUGAGUGUGUGAUGGGGCAG